GUAUUAUUAAGUAUGUGUGUUGUACUAUGUGAAGGUUAAUGAAUGUUUCACGUCAUCAUAUUAAUUUAGUGUUUAUCCAAUUAAUAAGUGAAUUUUUGUUAAAAUAUGUUGUACACGUGACGUCGAGUGGACAGUAAAUGUGUGCAUAUUUUAAGCUGUGAGUUUAACGGUAAACAUCAACGUGUAAAAUGGCGUGGUUCGGUGACAGUCUUUCUGGAUUAUCUCAAUUAAAAGGCCAAAUUACGAACUUUACGAAAGAGGUACUUUCCGAAGGGAUCGUAAAAGAAACUGAUGAUCAAACGUUGCAAUUAAAAGAAGCGAACGAACGUUGCAUAAAACUGCAAGAGUUAUUGGACACGAAGGAUGCCGAAAUUUCUAUGUUACGUCGACAAAAUUGCGAGCUGCAAAAAAUUGUCGUCGAGUUGGACACCAAAACGAAAGAAUCGAACGAGAAUCAAGAUGAAGAAAGUGAAGUUUUCUUCUGGGAUCCACCGUCUGUUAAAAAUCGUAAUUCGAAAUAUCAAAAUCAUGGGAGACAAUUGCAAGAACAAUUGGCACAAGCCACCAUGAGAAUACGUGAAUUGGAAGCUGAACUUAAACGAACACAAAAGGCUAACAAUAAUACGAGUAUAAUGGACGAACUUCCGGAUGGUCAUCAUCAACUGGCAGAAUAUUUACGUGCAAAACAAGAUAUGGUCAAUAGAAUCGUACGAAUGGAAGAAAAGAAUCGCGAGGUUGAAAGAAACGUCAAACGAAUGCAGGAAGACGAAAUAGCACUGGUGAACGAUUUCAAUAUGGUCAUAUCGAAAUUGGAUUAUCAGGAAAAGGUCAAACUGUUUCGUGAUGUAUUGAAAAAUUUGGAAAAUGAUAAACAAAAGUCAUUGUUAAUUGACAAAGAAAAAAUGUACGAUUAUUCAAUUGAUGAGAAGAUACUCGACAAAAGUAGCGAAAAUAAUCAAUCGGAAAAUUUGAUAUUGGAUUCUCAGGAAUGUUCUAUGAGUAAUAGGGAAAUUGAAUUGUCUAGAAAAUUACUAGAAUUGCAAGAUGAAAAUAAAAAUCUUAAUAACAGUUUGGAGGAACUUGAUCGACAGCAUGCACAAUUUAUUGAAGAAUUAUUAACAUUGAAGAAAGAAAACGAGAAGAAACAUCAGUGUCUACAAAAUGCGUACGAACAACUUUAUGUUGAACACAAUCAAGCUGAAAGUAAAGUCUUGGAAUUACAGAAUAAACUUAGCAUGAUGGAAAAAAAUAAUAAAUGUCAUUUGGAAAAAGCUGAGAAAAAUGUUCAAACGGAGGAGGAUGAUAAUGAAAAAAAUGAAACAAAAAUAAAUGACAAGGAGGAGUAUGUUGAUAAUGGUAAUGGUAAUGAUAAUUUGUUGUACGAAUUGGAACAAAAAGUAAAAGAUAUCUUGAAAAAUUCGUGCAUAGAAAUGAAUGAUACAAACGAGUCGAUUUUCGAGACUAUUGCAAAACAAUACGUCGAGGUAAAUUGGAAGAAGGACGUUUUAGAAAGGAAGGUAACUGAGAUUACGCGAAAUCUAAAUGAGAACACAGAAAUGAGGGACAAUUUGCAACUGGAAUGCGAAGACAUGCAGGCCCACAUAGAUUCGUUGCUUUUAGAAAUUCAACAUUUGAAAUCAAAUUUGCCAUCUAUUCCCGAAGCUAGCGAGGAACGUGUUGCAUCCUUGGAAACUGAAACUGAAUCAUUGCAAGAGGAGGUUAACAAAUUACGUCAAGAGAAUGAUAAAUUGAAAAAAUUACAUGUUACCGAUUCUAUAAGAAAUUUCGAAAACGGUUUAUCGAUCAAUUCCAACGAGAAUUUAUUCGACGAAACAAAAGUUCAAAAAGUCACGAUGAUGAACGAUGGUUAUUGUAACAUAUUUAAAAAUGAUGAAGAUUCUGUCGAAGAUUUGAAACGUAGGUUGUUAGAAUUCUCGAACGAAACCAGCGAAUUACGAACGUCUUUGGAAAAAUACAAAGAAACCAUAGAGGAACUUAGAUUGGGUAAAGAGAACAUAGCUCAUGAAUUGAAAGCUUCAGUUUGUAGUAUGGAAGAAUUGGAAAGGGAACUUAAAGUUACUUUGAAUAUUAAGAACGAACUGGAACGUGAAAAUAGCAAUUUGAUUAAGGAGAACGAACAGUAUCAGGCAGAUUUGAUUAAAUUGAAAGCAACCGCCGAUGAUUCGAAAAGAGUAGAAAACGAUUUGUUGGAACAACUUCGUGAAGAAUUGAAAAAAGUUAAUAUAGAAAGAAACCAUUUGGAAUAUGAUUUAUUCAAUAUGAGAGAAAAAUUGGACAAUACUUUGCACGAGGCAAAUCUUAGGCAAGAUUUGAUAGCUGAAUUGACUCAAGAAAAUGAGAAAUUUGUCAAAGAAAAUGCAUCGUUGUUGGAUCAAUUGGCAGCAACUCAAGUAGAAUCCCAAGAAAAGAUAGAACUGUUGAAUACAGAAAAAUCUUUGCUCGAAGAGGAACAAUCGGAACUUCGAGCGGAAUUAAGCAAAUAUGAAAUGACUAACGAUUCGAUAAAAUCACAAUUAGAAAUUUCCGAAAAAGAAAUAAGGGAUCUUAAUGCAGAGAAUAUGCAUUACGUAGCUAAACUACGUAAUAAAUUAGUGGAAAUGAAAGAAUUGCAAGAAAAAUUCAAUGAGAAAGCAUCUGUCAAUGAGUUGUUGCAAAACAAACUUAUGGAAACUGAAGUUGAAUUGAAUAAUUUACGUUUGAAAGAAAAGGAAAUUACUGAAAAGGAAUUAAAUUUAAUGCAAAGCCGAUUGAUGGAAACUGAAAGUGAAUUAAAUGACUUACGUUUAAAGAACAAAGAGGAUCAAAACGAGAUCGCAAUUUUGAAAAAAACCAUAACCGAUUUGAACGAUCAAAUUCGUUUGUUCGAAGAGAAAUCUAGGCAUUUGGAAUCUCCAACGAAAGAAAAUGACUUUGAGAGGGAAAUACAAAAGUUUGUCGAUAGUUUGGAAGAGAAGAAUCAACAAAAUGAAGAAUUAAAAGAUAUAAAUAAUAAAUUAAGGACAGAAAUAGCAGAAAUAAAAAAUCAAUUGGAGUCUAAUAAAGAAAAUGUUUCUAUGGCUAAAGAGACCAUAGAAAGUUUGUCGAAUCUUAUCAAAGAGAAGGACAACGAAAUAGAAUCAUUGAAGAUGAGCAAUCAAGUUAACGCAGUUGAUUCGAAAGAUUUUCUUAAUCUCAAAAAUGAAAGGGACGAGCUUGUUAAAUUGGUUCAAAUAAAACAUACCGAGAGUCUUCAGUAUCAUAGCGAAGUUAAAAGAUUAUCUGUACUAUUGACGGAACAAAUGUAUCAAGCUCAAGAGUUGCGGAACAAUAUUUCCAUGGAACAAAAUAAUAUAGCUAAUUUGUUAAAUGACAAAGAUCAAGAACUUGCAGAAACUAAAAACGAAUUGAAAAUGAAAAUGGAACGAUUAGAAAAUAGUCAAAAUGUCGAUAAUGGAGAAAUUUGCAAAAUCGCGAGUCAUUUGAAUCAAUUACAGGAAAUGGACAUUCUUAAAGAUAAAUGUGAUGCACUGGAAGCUGCCUUGAUUCAAGAACAAUCCAACAAUAGAAUGUUACAAAAUCAAUAUGACGAAAGUCAAAGUAAAUUAAUGAAUUCGGCUAAAGAAAUAGACAGACUUAGGACGCAUUUAAUAGCGAUAGAGAAUAGUUACACGGAAGAAACUUUGAGGGUUGAGGAUAUGCGUAAAGAAUUGGAAAUCAAAUUAUUGCAAACGGAAGAGAAACUUAAAAAUUCGUCUACCGUGUACACCUCCGCGAGUGUAAGGGCAAAUCAAGAAAUAGAAACGUUGCAACAACAAAUGUUGCUUAUUGUUCAACAAAGGGACGACAUACAAAAUAAAUUGUCUAUGGCGGAGGAUAAAGUUUUGUCGCAGACCGCUGCACUUACUAAUUUGCAAAUAGUUUUGGAACAAUUCCAAAGAGAAAAAGAAAGGGAUAUCAAGAGAGUUACGGAAAAAUUGCAAUUACAACUUCGAGAGUCCCAUGAAAAACAAAACGAAUUAUUAAAUGAAAUCUCUUGUCUCAAGGAACAAUUAGUGGAAGCUCAGGAAUAUUUGCAAGCAGCUUCUAGAUUAAGCGAACAACUGGAUAAGAAAACGGAAAGAAUAGAUCAAUUAAAUCGAGAAGUUGAAAGAUUAAUGGAAUUGGAAAAUACCGCUGAACGAAGAAUAGAAGAAGCUACGCAAAGUGGAAUAGGAAAAGUUGAUAAGAAUCUUAUUAAAAAUCUCUUGCUUGGAUAUUUGUCAUCGUCAGCAUCAGACAAAUCAUCCGUUCUGAGAGUAAUCGCCACUGUAUUAGAUUUUACAGAAAAUGAUAGAGACAAAGCUGGUAUUAAUAAUGCAGUUGCAAAUAGCAGUUGGUUUUCGCGUUUUAGUGGAACUGGUACUCCAACCAAGGAUCAAGAAGCUUCAUUGUCAGCUGCAUUUGUAAGAUUUUUAGAAACCGAAUCGAAACCAAAACCUCAAUUACCUGCUUUGCCAAUAUCAUCAUCGUCCUCACCUCGGCCAACACAUAGCAGACAACAUUCAACUUCGUCUAACCAUUCGACAUUAUUGCUUUCCAAUGUUACAUUACCAACAUUCCCCGACUUUGUUCCAGCCAGAAAUACAGGAUCCAUUCUGAAAGAAGUAUUAAAGGACAGCUGAUAUUAAAAUAAUCAAUGCAGUAAUUAAUAUAUAUAUAUACUGCAAACAGCAUCCUGCUGUAAAAAAAAUAAUUCAAUGAUAAAAUACAAGCUAAAAAAUAUCCUAUCUAUUAUCGAGCCUAACUUUUUAUUCGGACAUUGAUAUAUUGUAAUAUAAUUGCGCUCUGAAAAGAAAAGAAAAGAAAAGAAAAGGAAAGGAAAAAUAAACUGCCUUAGUAAGUUUUGUGCUGCAUUUAUCGAUAGCUUGAUCAAAUCAAUUCUUAUAAUCUAAGCCAGUGGAAAGAAAAACAUAAAUAAACGCGAUAAACUUUAAUUAGUGAUGUGAGAUUCUUUGAAUGAAAAAAGAAAAAAAAAAGCAAUAAAAAA
Messenger RNA from Polistes dominula (European paper wasp), 5026 nucleotides. RefSeq lists its product as uncharacterized. Gene Ontology annotation, biological process: Golgi organization; endoplasmic reticulum to Golgi vesicle-mediated transport. The record is from RefSeq and is a predicted model, not a curated record. Gene Ontology annotation, molecular function: small GTPase binding. Gene Ontology annotation, cellular component: Golgi apparatus. NCBI's taxonomy places the organism in Eukaryota, Metazoa, Arthropoda, Insecta, Hymenoptera, Vespidae.